This is a messenger RNA of Elgaria multicarinata webbii, 7481 nucleotides long. It is a transcript of the gene PTPN13, whose product is annotated as protein tyrosine phosphatase non-receptor type 13. Gene Ontology annotation, biological process: peptidyl-tyrosine dephosphorylation. Gene Ontology annotation, molecular function: phosphatidylinositol 3-kinase regulatory subunit binding; protein tyrosine phosphatase activity. The record is from RefSeq and is a predicted model, not a curated record. Gene Ontology annotation, cellular component: cytoplasm; cytoskeleton; nucleus. Bases 58 to 7452 code for a protein of 2464 amino acids. The transcript has 47 exons. NCBI's taxonomy places the organism in Eukaryota, Metazoa, Chordata, Lepidosauria, Squamata, Anguidae.
CUCCCCGUUCCCAGCACAGCAACACACCGAGGCUUUGAACUCAACGCGACUGAUAACAUGCAUGUAUCACUAGCUGAAGCCCUGGAGGUUCGGGGAGGACCACUGCACGAAGAGGAAUUAUGGGCUGUAUUGAAUCAAAGCGCCGAAAGCCUCCAAGAGUUGUUCCGAAAAGCUGAUCCGACUGCCCUGGGCUUCAUCAUUUCUCCGUGGUCUCUUCUGCUGCUUCCAUCUGGUAGUGUAUCAUUUACAGAUGAAAAUGUUUCUAACCAAGACCUGCGAGCAUUCACAGCACCAGAAGUUCUCCAAAACCAGUCGCUGACGUCUCUUUCCGAUGUUGAAAAGAUUCAUGUUUAUUCUCUGGGAAUGACACUUUAUUGGGGAGCUGAUUAUGAAGUUCCGCAAAGCCAACCCAUCAAACUUGGAGAUCAUUUAAACAGCAUACUACUUGGCAUGUGUGAAGAUGUCGUUUAUGCCCGCCUAUCCAUACGGACAGUUCUGGAUGCCUGCAGUGCUCACAUCCGGAACAGCAACUGUGCACCUUCCUUCUCAUAUGUGAAACAGUUGGUUAAACUGGUUCUGGGGAGUUUGUCUGGGGUAGAUCAGUUUUCCUGCACUGGGGACAGAAAGCUUCAGACUGACAGGAGCCAGGCCAUCCGGGAGAGGCUGAGAGGGAGAGGACUUCCCACAGGAAGAAGUUUAAUGCCAGACACUCCAGAGGUUCACGCAGCCCCGUUCUCUCAACAGGCCAUGCUUAACAAAGGGCUUAGUAAGUCUAUGGGGUUCCUGUCUAUCAGAGGUUCUCAAGGCGAAGAAGAAUUUUGUCAGGGCCUUUCCUCCGAUUGCAACUCUGGCCACGAUGAUGACGCAAGUACUUGCUGCCCGUACCGAUGUCGAGCUGCUGACUUGGAAAGGAGAUCUGACGACGUCCCCAAGCGGAAAGUGUGGGCUUCCUCCUCGGAUUUGCUGUGCGCAGCUGACAAAGUCACCGAGCGAGACUGUCUGGGGGAUUCCCGGAGGCACCAUCAGCACGCGGGCACCAUUUCGGUACGGACUUCGGCAGCUGCCAGAAACAAGGAGGGUAGAUAUUCUGAUGGGAGCAUAGCCCUGGAUAUAUUUGGCCCUCAAAAACUAGACCAGGUGCCAGAUACAUCAGUGUCUGCAGCCUUAUCAAGUGCCUUUGACAGGAUCAAAGAGAGGCAGAAGAAGCUGCAAUUGCUGAGGGAAGCUAUGAAUGUAGAAGAGCAUGUUCGAAGAUAUAAAUCUUACCACAGUGACAUAUACAGCACUGACAGUGAAAGCCCAUCAUUCAUUUCUUCUGAGGCAGAUUUCAGACAAGUGAGGAGGUUUGAAGCACUGAGGGAUGACUCGAGUGGUCCCUGCCCGGGAACAGAUGAUGCCUCUGCAUCAGGUCGGAUCCAGGGACAAAGAUCAAGGCUAUAUGAAGCACCACUUGAAGUGAACCUGUUAAGCCAAGAAGUAAUGCUGAAGCGCCAGGAGGAGGAGAUGAUGCAGCUUCAGGCCAAAAUGGCCCUCCGGCAGUCUCGACUAAGUCUCUAUCCUGGAGACAUCGUGAGGCCGUCUGUGCUUGAUAUGACGAGGGAUCCUCUUAGAGAAAUUGCGUUGGAAACAGCCAUGACACAAAGGAAACUAAGGAAUUUCUUUGGCCCUGAAUUUGUGAAAACCACCAUUGAGCCAUUCACCUCCUUGGACCUGCCAAAGUCAAUUUUGAACAAGAAAGGAAAAAAUGAAGACAGUCGCCGGAAAAUAAAUGUCAUGCUCUUAAGUGGGCAGAGGCUGGAACUCACCUGUGACACCAAGACUGUGUGCAAAGAUGUGUUUGAUAUGGUCGUGGCACAUGUAGGUUUAGUGGAGCAUCACUUGUUUGGCUUGGCUACUUUGAAAGAAAAUGAAUUUUUCUUCAUCGACCCAGAGCUGAAACUAACUAAAAUAGCUCCCGAAGGCUGGAAAGAAGAACCAAAGAAAAAGAGCAAAAACACGAUCAACUUCACCUUGUUCUUCCGCAUUAAAUUCUUUGUGGAUGAUAUUAGCUCGAUACAGCAUUCUCUGACAUGUCAUCAGUAUUACCUGCAGUUAAGGAAAGAUCUCCUGGAGGAGAAGAUGCACUGUGAUGAUGAGACAGCUUUAUUGCUAGCCUCACUGGCCCUACAGGCAGAAUAUGGAGAUUAUCAAGCUGAAGUGCAUGGACUGUCCUAUUUCAGAACAGAGCACUAUUUACCACCUAGAGUGAUGGAAAACCUGGACCUAUCCAAUGUCAAAGAAGAAUUGCCAAAACUGCACAGUAAUUACGCUGGUGCUUCUGAAAAAGAGGCCGAGUUGGAAUUUCUUAAGAUUUGCCAAAGGCUGACGGAAUAUGGUGUUCAUUUUCAUCGUGUGUUGCCAGAGAAAAAAUCUCAGACUGGAAUUCUGCUGGGCGUCUGCCCCAAAGGAGUUCUCAUUUUUGAGGUUCACAACGGAGCCCGUACGCCUGUCCUUCGCUUCCCAUGGAGAGAAACAAAGAAAAUAUCCUUUAGUAAGAGGAAGAUAACUCUACAGAACACGUCUGAUGGCAUAAAACACGCAUUCCAAACAGACACCAGCAAGGCCUGCCAGUACUUGCUGCAGCUCUGCUCUUCGCAGCAUAAAUUCCAGCUCCAGAUGAGAGCCAGGCAAAGUAACCAGGAUGCUCAGGACAUUGAGAGAGCAUCCUUCAGGAGCCUAAAUCUCCACACGGAUUCUGUGAAAGGGUUUAACAUGGGACGCGCCAUCAGCACCGGCAGCCUGGCCAGCAGCACCUUGAACAGGCUGGCAGUCCGGCCGUUGUCAGUGCAAGCAGAGAUCCUCAAGAGACUCUCCUACUCUGAACUGUCCCUUUUCCAGCCUGCCCAAGGCUGUUCCAGAGACAAAAAUGAGAAGACGUCGUGGGAGGAAAGACCCAAAAUUAUGAGCAAAUCCUUUCAUGACCUCACCCAGAGUCAGGUGACUGUCAACCCUCUCCGGAAAAAUGCUACUGCCUCCAUGGACUCCUCUUCGCGCAGAAUGGAGGAAUUGAUGGGGAAAAUCUUCCAACAGGUGCCAAAGUCCGAUACAGAAUCAGUGGCUGCAGGAGCAAAACUAAACAAUUCACACUCUCAUGCAGGUUUAAAUGCCAGCCUAGAAAGAAGGAAAAAUGAAUCUGACUGCUCAUCUACUGAAGAUACUGGCCAAGCCUAUGUUGUAGAUGUUCUACAAACAAAGCAGAAUGCAGUGUCAUUGCCGGAAAGGGAGAUCAACUUGGUGACCUUGAAAAAAGAUGAAAAGUAUGGCUUAGGGUUUCAGAUCACAGGUGGGGAGAAGACUGGAAAACUUGAUCUUGGGAUUUUUAUUCAUUCGAUAACGCCUGGAGGACCAGCUGAUCUGCAGGGGUCAUUAAAACCAGGAGACCGCCUGAUAUCUGUGAACAGCGUGAGCUUGGAAGGGGUCAGCCAUCACACAGCGCUAGAAAUUAUUGAACAGGCUCCAAAGGAUGUGACCCUUGUCAUCUCGCAGCCUAAGGAGGGGCCAACCAAAGUGUCAUCCAAUCCCCUCAGUGAUACUAAGGGGUAUUUAAAGAGGCCUGCACUGAUGCUGGACAAUGAGGCGGAGUCAUCUUCAGAGGAACACAACAGGCCACUAAGCCACCAGAGGCCCACCUCCGGGAGCUUAUCUGGUCUUUGCUCGGGCAAACGAGAUGGAAGCUUGAGCUCCCAAGAUUCCAGGACCGAGAGCGCCAGCCUGUCCCAGAGUCAAACACGUGGUGGCUGUGGCAGCCAUAUCAACGACAGGGCCCAGCAGGAAUUCCAGCAUGGCAACGAUUCCCAGCUUUCCAAAUGCAUUGAGAGAAAUGGAUGCUCAUCUGAGACGAACCUGGCGAAGGCAAAAAAGCCUGGGAUGGUGGAAACAGUCGAGUAUUCUGACCGAGGGGAUUCCGACAUGGACGAAGCCACUUACUCCAGCAGCCAGGAGCAAACGGCAGCCAAAAAGGAGCCUUGCUUCAUGAAUUUAGCCAACUCAAUGAAUUGUAAAAAGUUUUCUGCACCGCCUCUUAAACCUGGAGAUAUCUUUGAGGUCGAACUGGCCAAAAAUGAUAACGGCUUGGGAAUAAGUGUCACGGUACUGUUUGACAAGGGUGGUGUGAACACUAACGUGAGGCACGGAGGCCUUUACGUAAAGGCUGUUAUUCCUAAAGGAGCUGCAGAAGCUGACGGUAGGAUUCAAAAAGGUGAUCGUGUACUUUCUGUCAAUGGGGUUACUUUGGAAGGAGCAACCCAUAAACAAGCUGUGGAAAUCUUGAGGAAUACUGGCCAGGAAGUUCACCUGGUACUAGAAAAAGGGCAGCUUCCAGCAGCCAGAGUUCAUGGUCCAGUUACCCCACAGUGCACCCCCCCAAACCAACCCAGUCACGGUGGAGCCCCAGAGAGACCUGUGAAGAAAGUGACAAGCACCAGAGAGUACAACUUUGUCACUGAUGACAACACAUUCGAGGUGAAGCUAGUGAAAAACAGUUCAGGCCUGGGCUUCAGUUUCUGUCGGGAAGACAGCGUUUCUCCAGAACAGCCAGGUUCCAGCAUAGUCAGGGUUAAAAAGCUCUUUCCUGGGCAGCCUGCUGCAGAAAGUGGGCAGAUUGAAGUUGGGGACGUCAUCCUGAAAGUGAAUGGAUCUUCUCUAAAAGGAUUGUCCCAGCAGGAAGUCAUCUCAGCUCUCAGAGGAACAUCCCCCGAGGUCACCCUUCUCCUCUGCAGGCCACUCCCUGGAAUACUUCCAGAAAUUGAUCCCUCUUUAUUGACCCCUAUCCACUCCCCUCCUCAAAUUUUCCCUGAUGUCGGCAAAGGAAACCCUCAUCCAUCCAGCGGAGAGCAAGAUGACAGUUCUGAUGAAAAUGAAGCUGCGGACAAGAACAAGAAGUGCGUCAAGUCCCCCUCUCGGAGAGACAGCGACAGCGACAGCAGCGGGAGUGGAGGGGAAGAGCUUCUGGCCAAUGCGGCCCAAACAGCAAGCCCCAAGUGGAGCUCUGCUCUGUGCCAAACCCCAAACAAAUCAGCUACUCAAGCACAUAGUCCUUAUGAAACACCCUGCAGCCAGGAGGAAACUAUUCGUACGAUAUAUGGCUCUUCUCAUGAGUCACCUAGGAAACCAAAAAUGGAGGACAGUACCCCUUCGUCUGAUCUGCUGAUUGAUUUGGCUCCAAUACCAAGCUGUAGAACCGUCACACCUGGAUCAACAAAUGAGAAAUACAGCUGUUCUGCCUCUGAGCUCACGGCACCGCAGGGAGGCCUGGUAUCGCUUUUCAGCCCGCUUGAAAAACAUGUUGAUGAAUAUGAACCAGAGGUGGAACUCCAUGUUGUCCUAACUAAAUCGGAAAAGGGUAGCCUUGGUUUCACGGUGACCAAAGGUAAUGACAACAUUGGCUGUUACAUCCAUGAUGUCAUUCAAGAUCCUGCCAAAAGUGACGGGAGAUUACGUCCUGGAGAUCGCCUAAUCAAGGUUAAUGACACAGAUGUCACUAACAUGAGCCACACAGAUGCGGUCAGUUUCCUCCGAGCUGCCCCAAAGAUGGUUAGGCUGGUGCUCGGACGUGUUCUGGAGUUACCCAAGAUCCCUAUGAUGCCACAUUUGCUGCCUGACGUGAACCUAACAUGCCACAAAGAAGAGCUCGGCAUCUCUCUUGCAGGCGGCCAUGACAGCCUUUCUCAAGUGGUGUACAUUAGUGACAUCAGUCCUAAAUCUACUGCAGCCAUGGAGGGGACUCUCCGUACAUUGGACAUCAUCCAUUACAUUAAUGGGAUCAGCACUCAGGGAAUGACUUUGAAAGAAGCCAGGAGGGCGCUGGAGAUGUCACUUCCAACUGUGAUACUGAAAGGAACCAGGGACGGCCAUCCAGUGUUUCCGAAAACUAAAAGCCAAGAUAGCUUCAGUCUGAGCUCAAUCAAACAUAAUGGCCAUCUUCAUGGAGAACCUUAUGGCAAAGCAGAAUUAGGGCCUGAUGCAUGUGUGCCCAAGAUCAAUGGUGAAAUGAACAACAGCCACCAGCCAAAAGGGCCAGCACAUGUCGCCAUAUCUAAAGCGAGGCCCCCAAGUGAUGCUAUAAGUCAGGCGUCUGAGUUUUCCAGCUACAAUAACAACUCAGAAAUACAAGACGACGAUUCUUAUGAUGAGGAUGAUCACAACGAAGUCAUUCAGUACCUUUUAGAUGUUGUAGAUGAAGAAGCCCAGAAUCUGCUGAACCGUAGUAAUGCCACAUCUGGGAACCAUCUGCCAGAAGCAAAUGGGAAACUUUCCGAAGAGAAAUCAGAAGACACCGACUGUGAUGGGUCAUCAUUGCCUGAAGAUUUUCCAGAGCCACCCCACAUAAAUGGCUGCGAAGAGCAUUGUAAUGACAAGAGGAUUUCGGAAAGGUUACUUCAGCGACCUUUGAUGGGUCAGGGAGAUGAGGAUGAGAUUACGUGGGGAAGUGACGAGUUGCCAAUUGAAUCACUAAACCAGCAGCAGUCUGUUAAAGGUUGCUCUUUAGUCACCAGUGAGGAUCUUGCUGCCCUUCCGGUGGUCCAGGUGCUCCCUUCAGGCAAAUACACGGGGGCCAAAUUAAAGUCAACUGUCCGGAUGCUACGAGGCCUGUUGGAACAAGGAGUCCCUUGUAAGGAGAUUGAGAAUCUUCAUGACUUAAAGCCUUUGGAUCAGUGCUUGGUGGGCCAGACAAAAGAAAACAGGAGGAAGAACAGAUAUAAGAACAUCCUGCCAUAUGACACCACAAGAGUGCCUCUGGGGCCUGAAGGGGGCUACAUCAAUGCCAGCUUUAUCCGGAUGCCAGUAGGGAGUAAGGAAUACAUUUAUAUUGCAUGCCAAGGACCCCUCCCUACUACCGUGGCCGACUUCUGGCAAAUGGCUUGGGAACAGAACUGUACCAUCAUAGCCAUGAUGACCCAGGAAGUAGAAGGAGAAAAAGUCAAGUGUCAGCGGUAUUGGCCCGACGCCCUGGGCAAAACCACGAUGAUCAGUGAUAGGCUCCGGCUCUCUCUUGUGAGGCUGCAGCAGCUCAAAGGAUUUGUCAUUAGAGUCAUGGAACUGGAGGAUAUUCAGACAGGUGAACUCCGGCGUAUUUCCCAUUUGAACUUUACUGCCUGGCCAGAUCACGACACGCCAUCUCAACCGGACGAUUUACUUGCUUUUAUAUCCUACAUGAGGCACAUCCACAAAUCCGGGCCAAUCAUCACUCACUGCAGUGCAGGCAUUGGACGAUCAGGGACGCUAAUUUGCAUAGAUGUGGUCUUGGGACUAAUCAGCCAAGACCUGGAGUUUGACAUCUCUGACGUGGUGCGGACAAUGCGCCUACAAAGGCAUGGCAUGGUGCAAACUGAGGACCAGUAUAUUUUCUGCUAUCAAGUUAUCCUAUACGUCCUAAAACGUCUCCAAGCAGAAGAACAGCAAAGAACGAACUAAAAUAUUAAAGCUGGAUAUGCAUUUAAAUG